Opisthorchis viverrini is the source of this 1697-nucleotide messenger RNA. RefSeq lists its product as hypothetical. Lineage: Eukaryota; Metazoa; Platyhelminthes; Trematoda; Opisthorchiida; Opisthorchiidae. The transcript has 8 exons. Gene Ontology annotation, biological process: proteolysis. Gene Ontology annotation, molecular function: metalloaminopeptidase activity. The record is from RefSeq and is a predicted model, not a curated record. The coding region runs from base 1 to 1284 and encodes 427 amino acids.
AUGGCGAAUAUUUGCGUUACUCCGGCCUGCGGUAGACCGUCCACGCUCAGAUGCCCUACGUGUCUGAAGUUGGGCAUUACCAAUUCAUUUUUCUGCUCUCAGGUACGCUUUUCCAGUGUUAUUGUGCAAGUUGUAGGAAUGUUUCAAACAGUUUUGGAAAGUUCACAAAACAAUCCACUUGGCUGCUGGUAUUGUUUUGCCAAUUACCAGUUAGAGUGUGCUUUUUCAGGGGGCACUGCGCCUGCGUCAGCCGUUGAUGAAGAAUUUGCCGGUCAUAUUUUCACAGGGUCAUUGAGGCCAGCAGCAAAAGCCACUACAUAUCUCUUGGCAGUUUUAGGUGUUCCUCACUCUGAGCGCCAGGCCAAAGGUUCGCACAUGAUUCAAACUUUGGACGACGAUGAAGCCGAACGCAUGCGUGUUACCUGCAAGCUUGCUCGAGAAGUGCUAGAAGAGGGAGUGAAUGCCGUUCAAGUUGGUGUGACAACGGACGAAAUCGAUCGGAUAGUCCAUGAGGCGUGUAUAGAACGUGAUUGCUAUCCCUCACCACUGAACUAUUUCAACUUCCCAAAAUCCUGUUGCACGUCAAUCAAUGAGGUCAUUUGCCAUGGAAUCCCAGACCAGCGUCCACUUCAGGACGGUGAUAUUCUCAACCUGGAUAUUACCACUUUUCACAAGGGAUUUCACGGGGAUGUUAAUGAGACUGUGUUCGUGGGCCGUCCCGAUGACCGAUCAAUCCGAUUGGUAAAGAACGCGUACAUGUGUCUCGCGAAGUCAAUGGAUGCCGUCCGCCCCGGUGUAAAAUAUCGUGAAAUGGGAGAUAUCAUCACAAAGCAAGCUGCUGUUGAUGGGUUUUCAGUCGUACGAACAUACUCUGGCCAUGGCAUCCACCGCUUGUUCCACUGUCCGCCGAAUGUUCCCCAUUAUGCCCGUAACAAGGCCGUUGGCGUGAUGAAACCUGGACAUUGUUUCACCAUCGAACCCAUGAUUAAUGAGGGCACGUGGCGUGAUGAACUUUGGCCAGACAAGUGGACUGCAGUCACAACGGAUGGUCUACGAUCGGCGCAGUUCGAACACACAAUGCUCAUACUGUCCCCGGAAGCUGCACAUACCAGCGGCCUACCAAUUGAAGUUUUGACAAAGCGUCAACUAAAAGGCGAAGAUCGGCUUGCUUCAGUUGUGUCUUCACUCUCCUUAGAGCAGCAAUCACACUAUGAACGUUACGGACGUCCGUAUUUCGUGGACCAAUUGCACCAGUUGGGUUUAGACAAAAGUAUCACUGCUUAGGCUACUUUCUUAAUACAAGCAUUUUUUUAUUGCCUUGAAGGACAUUGGAAUGUGGCCUCGUGUCCACUUAACCUUUCGAACGCAUACACCUCCUUCCUGUCUCUAUUCCGUUGUCCAAACACGAUGCAGCAGUUUAUUAUGCUUGAAAGUCUGUUCCGUUGUGGCUUCUACUAAAACUAAAACCCCCGCUGUUUUCGUGGGGUACUUCUUCACUGUGAACGAACGUCCUACUCAAUCAGGCCUUCCAACAGCCCAUAAUGAUCGAACUUAGAUGUCCCAUGAUAAACCAAGUCAACACGAUGAGUAAAGUGUACAUCCGUUCUGCUCGAUUGCAUUGUCUGUAUUUUUGUCAGUAAAACGGUUAAAAUAUUUUCUGGAGAAAAUCUAGUCUUAAUUUGUUAUCACUUCCCGAA